AUGCCGAAUUUCAAUAUUCGGAAGAACUACCUCAGGUAUAACUACGUAUCCAUGGGACAGUGGCUUUCAGCAAGAUUGGAUUAUUCACUCGUGUCUGAGGGUGACACCACACUGGAUGGCACUCCAAAGGACUGCAGAAAAAUCCUCAAUAUCGAUCCUCGUUCUCCUACGGCUGACAUAGAUCGAACACCUAUCGAGGUGAAUAGCACACCUAAAGCUGGAGCCGGUUGUGAAGUUGAUAACGACAGUCCACUAACCACAGCGGCGCCAGGUCGUCCUCGUACGUUGCACCAGCGGAUUAUGGAGAGACGGAAGAAAGAGGUUGACGCAUGA
Molecule: messenger RNA, 333 nt
Organism: Cooperia oncophora
Lineage: Eukaryota; Metazoa; Nematoda; Chromadorea; Rhabditida; Trichostrongylidae
Source: the annotation of a GenBank genome assembly